ACAUGUCCAGACCAACAACACACAUCGGAUUAUAUAGUCGUUUACUGCUUUGACACUUGGCAAAAAGUCUUCUUGGCAAACAACGGAGCGACCAGAAUUUCAGUGCAGUAGAGCAAUCGAAAGUGGAAUAACACGCCUUUGGUGGAAGACAAAAACAAGAAAGAAGUUCUUUCCGUUUUUUUAAUUGAAAAAAAAAAAAGAAUAAUUAAUUUUAACUCUAGAAAAUAAUUAAAUAAUUAAAUUACAAUGUCGGCCAAAAGAAUGGAUUUGAAGAAAAAAUCCUUUUUCGUCCUGAGCGGAGUCAGCAAUCCCUUGGGCAAACAUUUGGCGAUUGAAAUGUGCCAGCGUUUCCAGAGAUCCCUGGUCAUGCUCAUCGAUGUCGACGAUGAGUGCCUGCAGGAGGUCCGCAAGGAGAUCGAGACCCAAACCAAAGGACUGCAGGUUAUUUGUUGUAAUUUGAUGGACUGGCAGAAUGCCGAUUCCAAGUUGUCACAAUUGCUUGCCACUGUACUCAGCCUCCCCCAGCAAGAAGCUGGAGGCUUUAAGGAGUUUGAAUUCGUAAUUGUACACAACGAGGGUACUCUUGCUACCCACAUGCUGAUGGAACCCCAGGACGCCGAAUCCUGGAUGGCCUUCGCCAAUCAACAAUUGUAUGCUCCCGUUGCUCUCAAUCAAGAAUUCAUCAAGUGCGCCGCUCUCAAGGAUACCCCAAAGUUGCUGAUCAACAUCAACUCCCAAUUCAUGCUGCAGCCGAUGUUCUAUAGCUCCCUGAAAUGUUCCUGCAAGAAGGCCCGUGACAUGUACUUCCGCUCUGUGGCUUCGGAUGAAAGUCUACAAAAUGUUACCGUUAUGAGCUAUGCCCCCGGUAUUCUGAAGACUCAUCAACCCCAGUAUGAUGACAACAACAAUGUCAUCGAUGUCGCCGAUGUCAUCAAUGCCGGUGAGGGUGAUGAAAAACUACUAAAAUUGCCACGUGUGGAACCGCAACAGGCCACCCUCAAGCUCAUCAACAUUUUGGAGGAGAUCUCCUUCAUUUCCGGCCACGAUGUCGACUACUAUGACACCUAUGUUUUAUGAGGAGUACUGUACAAAUAUUAUCAGAAGCUUGGACACAGCUGCCUAGCAACUGAUAAUAUUUAUAAAACGACCGAAUUUAGAUUUCCGGACUUUGCAAUUGUUUCCAUGGACCCACAGAGAGAUAACGAAGAAAAUGAUGAUGAAUUUGAUGAUAAUGAUGGAGAAGAGGAGGAAAAUGUAUUAUUAAAUAAACUACUUAUUAAUCUUUUGAUUUUGCUUCUAAUAAUCUGGAAGCAAAAUGAGAAUUUCGAUGAAACUGAAAGCAAAAAUGAAA
Molecule: messenger RNA, 1351 nt
Organism: Musca domestica (house fly)
Lineage: Eukaryota; Metazoa; Arthropoda; Insecta; Diptera; Muscidae
Product: sepiapterin reductase
Biological process (GO): tetrahydrobiopterin biosynthetic process
Molecular function (GO): sepiapterin reductase (NADP+) activity
Source: RefSeq, a predicted model, not a curated record